This is a messenger RNA of Cataglyphis hispanica, 2425 nucleotides long. It is a transcript of the gene Nf-YA, whose product is annotated as nuclear transcription factor Y subunit alpha. Gene Ontology annotation, cellular component: CCAAT-binding factor complex. Gene Ontology annotation, molecular function: DNA-binding transcription factor activity, RNA polymerase II-specific; RNA polymerase II cis-regulatory region sequence-specific DNA binding. NCBI's taxonomy places the organism in Eukaryota, Metazoa, Arthropoda, Insecta, Hymenoptera, Formicidae. The transcript is spliced from 7 exons. Gene Ontology annotation, biological process: regulation of transcription by RNA polymerase II. The record is from RefSeq and is a predicted model, not a curated record. Bases 589 to 1506 code for a protein of 305 amino acids.
CCCGAUACGCGGCCGCGCGCCCACGUCCGUGAUUAACCCUGAUUUCGCGGUCGCGUUCGUGCCCUUCGCGCGAGCCAACUCCUUCAUCCCGACGCCGAAAAAGUCCUCUCCACGCACGGCCAUGUUUGUCGAAACGAUAGCAUGUUCCUUUCCGCACGCUGAUGUUCAUGUCGCGUCCGAUGGCGGUCGCGACCCACCGUCCUCUUCCGCGGAUAGACAUCCGCGAUCAAACUACAUCGCGACUUUUCGCGAGGGGGGAGGGUACGGCUAGGAAUGCAUAUAUUGCGGAGCGCGUGUGUCAGCCCCGUGUGUAGAGCAUCUGCUGUUGCGUUUCUUGCUUUCACGCGUCGCCGAUUCCCGAUACGGUCGGAUUGCUCGCUUGCGAGAUAUGGCCUCGAUACCGCGCGUACAUGCCGCGUGCGAUGGCACGUGGGACUUCGGAAUGAUCGCAAACUCGGCAGGUUCGCGCUAACGUUCCAUUGUCGAGUUCCCCUAAGCCACAUUGAACCUAAAUUAUUCUACAAAUUUCGUGCACCGUUAACAUUAUAGGGCGAUUUCGAUAUAGCGAUAUGAUUGCAAGGUCUCAUCAUGGAGCAACUCAGCGAGGGACAAGCAGUAGUAGUUGGCGGUGCAGGUGGUACUGUACAAGUUGUUCAAAUGGGUCAAGGUGGACAGACUAUGAUGCUUCCACAGGCUAUACAGGUAGCAGCGCCCAAUGGGCAAAUCCAAGUAGUUCCUGUCUCUAGCUUGACUAAUACCGGUCAGCAAAUAGUUAUUCAGCAGCCGCAAACACCACAGAUUAUUCAAACUCCUGACGGACAGACUUAUAUUUAUCAGCCUGUACAACUAGAAGGUCAAGUUCAACAACCACAACCGACAGUAAUAAAUCUCAAUGGUAAUCUUAUGCAAAUCGCUGGUACAACAUCACAAGCUACAACAACUGCAGCUACUACCGCUCCAGUACAACCUUUAGGCAGUCCUACAUCGACAAUGUCACAAACGGGAAAUGUUGUUAUGAUGGUGCAACCAGGCAAUAGCGGACAAACGCAAGCAUUCCAAAGAGUAGCGUUACCUCAUGCAGAACUUCUUGAAGAGGAACCAUUGUAUGUGAAUGCAAAACAAUACAGGCGGAUAUUGAAGCGUCGCCAAGCGCGUGCUAAGCUAGAAGCUGAAGGAAAGAUACCUAAGGAAAGGCCGAAAUAUCUCCACGAAUCUCGUCAUCGACAUGCGAUGAACAGAAUUCGUGGCGAGGGCGGCCGUUUCCAUUCUGGUCAAGUGAAAAAGCGGAAUAGAGGAAAUGCAAACUCCACGAUUACCCAGCACAUCACAACUUCAACCAGCACCGAUAGCAUUCAUACUGUAGCAAUAGCAGCCCCAAAUGUAGGUGUACAAUAUCACGACACAGACAAUAUGGCAUCCACAAUUGUACUUGAAAAACCAAAUAUUCCUCUGCAAGAUAUGAUCUCUGAUGACGACAUUAUUACUUCAAACAAUCAUUUGAUAUAGAUAAUAUCAUAAAUUGGAUUUCUCUCAAAAGAAAAAUAAGUCUAAAAAGUUAGGUGUCGAUUAUGUGUCGAUUAUAUUGAACAUUUGCAUUUUGUAAAUAUUUUCAUCCCCCUAGGUGCAAUGUAUAAUACAAGUGUAAUUUUUUCAAAAAGCUGUGUGAUUUUUACAUAACUAUAGAUAAGAGAUUGUAUAUAAGGUUGCACACAGAUAUAUCUCUUUUAUUUCUUUUUUUCUAUUAUUAUAUCAUACUUAAUAAUUAACGAUUAAAAAUUUUGCUGAUAAACUAAGCUUAAAUUUAAAAAAAAAAUAAAUAAAUAGAUAAUUAAAAUUAUGUUUUUCAGCUAAUUUUUAAUGGAUUUUGGAUUUUUAAAAUGCGAUUACACAAAUGUACAAUAUUGGAAAUUACAAAACGAUAAUUUUUUUGCGUAUUAGAAAAUUGCGUAAGAAAAUUUUUAAAUCAUUUUUGAAGAAGUUUUCUGUGUUUUUUUGAUUUGCGAAAUGUAUUGUUGGUCUUUCUGAGACAUUUGCAUGUACAUAUAAGUAUCUACAAUAUAUCUCGCACUAUUUACAUUUUUAUAAUAAUUUUAUAACAGUUAUGCUUAAUAUAUAUGUAUGUAUGUGUGUGUGCGUGUGCGUGCGUGCGUGCGUGUGUGUGUGUGUGUAUGUAUGUAUGUAUGUAUGUAUGUAUGUGUAUAUAUAUACAUAUACACAUAUAUAUUAAAUCAAUUUUCAUAUUUAGUGAAAAUAAAUUAGAUGAAUGUAUAGCAUAAUAAUUGCAUGUGGACAAAGAGAUUCUUCUUUUAAUAAUAAAAUAUGUUUUGUCAAGUUUAAUGAGAUUUAGAUUUAGAUUAGCAAUAUUGUAAAGUUAUAGACUGAAUCAUAAGUUGUAUAUAUCAUGUGCUGGGUAUAUUUUUUCAAA